AGUAUGCUUUGAGUUUGUUUUCAACUUUAGUCACUAAUGUUUAGUGUAUAAAAUAUAUAGUAGGAAUCAGUAAGCACACAACUCUAUAACUCUAUAUCAGUGAAGGUAAAUCACAUAAAAGCAAAAAAUAUGUCUCGAAUAUCAAAGAUGUCGGUCGUAGAACGGCCAUCGCAAAGAGCCUCAAAAUCAGCUGCAGUCUCCAAAAAGGCACCACCCCGAGACCGUUCCUACGAUGACGAUGCUUUCGUGAGCCUCUUCGCCCAUCGCGGUGGCCGUGAUAUUAUCAUUAUGGAUGCCCAGGGAGUACCCUUGCGUUCCACCUCCUCCCAGAAGCGCACUCUUAUGUAUGUCAGCAACCUGAAACCUCUUCUAUUUAUGGCCCGAAAUGUGGUCAGAGAUCUGGAUCCUUCCAAUGACAUCACCUUUAUGCGUAUACGGUCUAAUAUCGGUGAAAUCCACAUGACCUUGGGCAGUGAUUUUAACUUGAUUGUUGUUCAGAGAUUCCGCCGAAAGUUUGGAACUAAGCAAUAGUUUGUUUUAUUUCUCAAUUAAAUUUAAAGCAAGCAAGUUACAAGACUCGCUAAUGAUUAA
Molecule: messenger RNA, 591 nt
Organism: Drosophila ananassae
Lineage: Eukaryota; Metazoa; Arthropoda; Insecta; Diptera; Drosophilidae
Product: dynein light chain roadblock-type 1
Exons: 2
Coding region: 130-531 (133 amino acids)
Biological process (GO): microtubule-based movement
Cellular component (GO): centrosome; cytoplasm; cytoplasmic dynein complex
Molecular function (GO): dynein intermediate chain binding
Source: RefSeq, a predicted model, not a curated record